CGUGCGGCACGGGGCAGACCUGAUGCAAACCAUUCAUUCAUCCUUCACAAAAAUGCCAAAGCGAGGGGGGUACGUCCAUUGUCUCACCAGGAUAUAUAAGGUAGGUGAGGCCAGUCGUGUGCCAAGCUCACAAGCUCACACGAGCUGAUUGAGGGGUAAGAGCAAGACAGACGCGUGCCUUUAACUUCAACACAAACUAUCUGCAGGACUCUGCAACACCUCAAACACCCAGUUUCAUCUCUCAGCCCACAUAAGGUUAUCAACAAUGGAAACUGUCUACUCCGACAUGGACACCUCAAGCUGUGACUACUCCUUUACGCACACCGACGAUGAAGACUCGGGCAGCAGCCUCCACCCCGCGUCCCCCGCGUCCUCCUGCGGCAAGCCACCUGCGUCUCCAACCGAGCUGCAGCAGAAAAAGCGGCGCAGGGGGCGCGCGAGGAACGACGGCACCGUGCACGUGGUGAAGAAGAACCGCCGGAUGAAGGCCAACGACCGCGAGAGGAACAGAAUGCACAACCUCAACGACGCCUUGGAUUCGUUGAGAAGCGUGCUGCCUGCCUUUCCCGACGACACGAAGCUGACCAAAAUCGAGACUCUGCGCUUCGCUCACAACUACAUCUGGGCACUUUCGGAGACCAUCCGAAUCGCUGACCAGCGGCAGAGCAAGUCAAGAGACCCUCCGUUGCUGCUCCCCGGACUAAGCUGCAUGGGAGAUGCGCCCAGCCCCGGCCGGGACUCUUGCUCCUGGCCAUCCAGCGCAUCCUCUUCGUCUUCAUCCCCAUCUUAUUGCAAUUCAGACCCGAGCAGCCCCGCAGCCAUGGACGAUUAUGGAUAUUUGCAAACCGAUGUAGUUUACAGCUACACCAAAUUCGUACCAAGCAUCUAUUAAUGUGACCUAAAGCAUUCUCAUGUCUGUAUAGAGUCUGCAGAAGUAUGUAGUGUAAUAUCAAAGGAUGUUGCUGUUACUUUUCUAUUAGAACCAAGAGCACAGAGACAACAUUAGGUAUUCACUGUUUGCCUUAAUGACAGUUCACAAAUGAGAAUGUUUUUAUUUUUGUAUUUUCUGUACGUUUUGUUAUUGAUAUUGAUGCUUUUCCCGAUAUCUUUGCACUUUUUUGCAUUCCUUGGAGGAGCAUGACCUUAACCCCUGUUAGAGAAAAUUAUAAUUUAAACCAAGACAGAUUGGCCUUUGCAGUCCAAGGUGAAAAGUCAAUAUUACAAUUUGUAGAGCGAUAAAGCAGAAAAACGAGCGUGAAAAUUCAGUUUCAACGCUGUGACAAUAGGCUGAAAGGACAAGACAAAGAUCUGGCCUUAUGCAUUAUGUAUUUUGACCUGAAGA
This is a messenger RNA of Rhinichthys klamathensis goyatoka, 1342 nucleotides long. RefSeq names its product neurogenin 1 (gene neurog1). The coding region runs from base 266 to 892 and encodes 208 amino acids. NCBI's taxonomy places the organism in Eukaryota, Metazoa, Chordata, Actinopteri, Cypriniformes, Leuciscidae. Gene Ontology annotation, molecular function: protein dimerization activity. The record is from RefSeq and is a predicted model, not a curated record. The transcript is spliced from 2 exons.